AUGGCAUCUAACAAAACGGAAUCUACUAAAGUACCACAAAUUUCAUCUGCAAAUAAAGAUGAAAUUUUAUCUGUAUUUCAUCGUUAUGCAAAACAUGAUCAUCGUGAUGAACGUUAUAUGACACCACAUGAAUUUUUACAAGAUUAUUUAGGUUAUUUAGAAGGUGAUAAUAUUGAUCCAACAACACUUGAUAUACUUGCAUCCUUAGUUGAUUUAAAUAAAAAUCAAAAAAUAACAAUAGAUGAAUUUACUAAAUUUGAAUCAUUAUUAUUAGCACCAGAUUCAUUAUAUCGUCUUGCUUUUCAAUUAUUUGAUCGUCGUGGACAAGGUUUUAUAACAUUUGAUGAUUUUCAAUAUAUAAUAUCAGCAACAAAACAAUUUAAAGAAUUUCCAUAUAAUUUUGAUUCGGAUUUUAUUCGAAUGCAUUUUGGUGUUAAACGAGAACGACAAAUAACAUAUAAAGAAUUUACACAAAUAUUACAUGAUUUUAUUGAUGAACAAACAAUUCAAACAUUUCGUAAACUUGAUAAAACAAAUGAUGGUUAUAUAUCAUUAAAAAGUUUUGAAACUAUACUUAAAGAAAUACGACAAUAUCAAUUAUCAGAUUUUAUUUCAACACAUUUACAUGAUAUUGUUACAUUAUCAUCAUCAAGAGAAUCACCAUAUCAAAUAUCAUAUCCAUAUUUUACAGCAUUUUUACAUUUAUUAUCAAAUAUUGAAUCAAUGAGAAAAAUUUAUUUAGCUGUAUUUGAAAAAAAAGCACAUACAUAUAAAUCAUCAUUAAUAACAAAAGAAGAAUUUUUAACUGAAGCACAACAUUUUCCACGUACAACACCAUUACAAAUCGAUAUAUUAUUUGCUAUAACACGUUUAUUACAUCAACAUACUUUAAAUAGAGAUAUUACAACAGAAUAUAUUGAAUUAAAUGAUAUUGAUAUAAUAUGCGCUAAAGAACAUCUAUUACCAUAUCGAUUACGAUCAGAAAUUGUCGAUGAACAUUAUAAAAUUGGACAUCAAAGUGUUAUGAUGAAAAUUCUUGAAAGUGGUUACCGAUUUGGACUUGGUAGUAUUGCUGGUGCUGUUGGUGCUACGGCUGUUUAUCCUAUUGAUCUUGUAAAAACUCGUAUGCAAAAUCAACGAACUACAAGUAUUAUUGGUGAACGUCUUUAUAGAAAUUCUUUUGAUUGUUUUAAAAAAGUUAUUCGACAUGAAGGUGUAUUUGGUUUAUAUCGAGGUUUAAUUCCUCAAUUAGUUGGUGUUGCACCUGAAAAAGCUAUUAAAUUAACUAUGAAUGAUUUUAUUCGUGAUAGAUUAACAUUAACUGAUGGUACUAUUCCACUUUGGGCUGAAAUUGUUGCUGGUGGAUGUGCUGGUGCAUCUCAAGUAACAUUUACUAAUCCAUUAGAAAUAGUCAAAAUUCGUUUACAAGUUGCUGGUGAAAUUCAAUCUGUACGUCGUCCAGCUGCAAGUGAAGUUGUACGUGAACUUGGUUUUCGUGGUUUAUAUAAAGGUGCUCGUGCAUGUUUUCUUCGUGAUAUACCAUUUUCAGCUAUUUAUUUUCCUGCAUAUGCUCAUACAAAAAAAUAUUUUGCUGAUGAACAUGGUUAUAAUGAUCCAAAAAGUUUAUUUAUUUCUGGUCUUCUUGCUGGUAUACCAGCUGCUGGUCUAUGUACACCAGCUGAUGUUAUUAAAACACGUUUACAAGUUCAAGCACGAAAAGGACAAACAAAAUAUAAUGGUUUAAUAGAUGCGUUUAAAAAAAUUUAUAUUGAAGAAGGAUGGACAGCUUUUUGGAAAGGUGCUGGUGCACGUAUGUUUCGUUCAUCACCACAAUUUGGUUUUACAUUACUUACAUAUGAACUUCUUCAACGUGCAUUAAAUCUUGAUUUUCAAGGUAGAAAAUUAGAAGGUUCAAAACAUAUUGAUCGAGAACAAUAUUCACCUAAAUCACGUGCAUCAAUUAUACUUUCAAGUAAUCCUGAUCAUGUUGGUGGAUUUCAUUUAGCUCAAGCAACAUUUGAAGGUAUUGAAACACGUUUUGGUUUGACUUUUCCAAGAUAUAAAACAUCAACAUCGAAUGAGUCACCAUCAACAAUUCCUCCAUUGACUAAAUUACUCGGUGUUACUCCACAAAUUAAUACAUCAAAUUAG
This is a messenger RNA of Rotaria sordida, 2151 nucleotides long. The record is from the annotation of a GenBank genome assembly. Lineage: Eukaryota; Metazoa; Rotifera; Eurotatoria; Philodinida; Philodinidae.